Messenger RNA from Cyphellophora europaea CBS 101466, 3009 nucleotides. RefSeq lists its product as uncharacterized. Lineage: Eukaryota; Fungi; Ascomycota; Eurotiomycetes; Chaetothyriales; Cyphellophoraceae. The record is from RefSeq and is a predicted model, not a curated record. The transcript has a single exon. Bases 1 to 3009 code for a protein of 1002 amino acids.
AUGCACAUUCCACCUCCACCGCCUCGGGGUGUCGAUACGAGGAACACAGCCACUGCUAAUCGUGCUCGACCAUUGUCAGUGUCGGCCCUGUCACAGGUUGUAACACAUUCGGGAGCUUACAACCAGACACGUCCACCUAUUGAAGAAGUUAUCCCGAGUCCUCCAGCUGCAAGAAGAGCUGUCUCGGCAGACGCCAUCUCGAAUAGUGGCUCGUCUAUUCCGAGCAGAGAACCCUCUGAUGCGGGCUCGUCGAGGAAUGGUUGGCAUCCUGGUAUGCCACUACCUGGUCCUCCCCCUGGUCCUCCUCCUGGUGCUUCCAGGUCUCAGUCGCUGGAUGCCGCCAGUGGCACUGAAGAAGAGCAGAAGCCCCUACAGGGCACGGCCAGACAUGGUCAGGCAUAUCGUGUUCCCCUCCGUGUACCCUUGCUGAGUCCCAUGCCCCCUACGCCGGCAGGUUGGACAGAAGAUCAGCCCAUGCACUCGUACAGUCGGUCCCCGGUACCACUUCAGAUUCGAACUACAAAUCUGGACCAGGCUGGUCCGUCUCGUUUCCUGCCGAUUCUCAGCGAGUCGGCUGGCGACUCUAGCUCUGCCACACGGUCCUCUUCCGGCUUGAAUAGAAGUGCAGCUGUUCGCGAUAGCUCGGUAAAAGGCCUCAGAGAGCGUCGCAGUCUCCGUAAAAGCAUAACCGACUCAGACACCACCAAUCUUGCAGCCCUUGUUGUUGACACCAACAAUUGGCCGUCCUCCUCGAGAGACAACGGUAUUGUGAAUUCACCAGCUCAACUAUCCGAAAGCCGUGUAUCCGGGAAAGCGAGGGAAGAUGACUUCCGAGCCAUGGAUGCGAACAGGCCCUCGACGAGCAGGUCUGCGAGCUUCUCCAGGCGUGCCCGAGCUGACUUGGCUCUGUCGCCGUUGCAAUAUGAUCAUGUCAACUCGCCUAGGUCGCCGAUGCCGAGGAUCCACAAAUUACAAACUGGCAGCAACACGCCUAUGCAUGGUAAUAAGCCACUUCCAACACCUCCGCUCAGCCAGAAAGCACCUACGUCGGCACAGAGUCUGAUGCCAUCGUCAAAUGCAUCCUUGCCAGAUUUCGAUAGAGAGUAUGGUGACAAGCUCGCUGCGGAUUCUUUGAAUCGCCAUCGAGACUUCCUAGCGAAGGAGAGCCAGGCCGCCAACGACGAAGAGCGACUUCAAAUUUUUGCAGAUUAUAUCAUUGGUGAGUCUGUACUGCGACGUAGACGCUAUUCAGGUGCCCGACAGGUGGAUAUUCUACGUAUUCGGCAACGGCUUUUCGACGAGAAUGAUCCCGCAGCAGUUGCUGCACUUCGGCCAUCCGCCGCGACUUCGGCUACCGAGGAGUCCAAGUCGCGACCAGAGACGAUGUGGUGGAAAGACUUCCAACCUGCACUAUCACCGAUUGCUAGUAUGAGUAAUGAUGAGAUGAGCUCGAGGGGACGAACCUCAAGUCGGUGGUGGGAAUCGCAUACUGGUGGCUCUCAAGAUGACACAGGCCCAGUCCGCCGCUCGAAGCGGGAGUCCAAGUACAUGGGCCUUUCAACCAGUCUGAUGAACACGAUGUUGGAAGAGGCAGACACGCCCAGCCGAUUGCCUGAUUCGGGCGGAUUUCUUGGCCCCGAAGAAUAUCCAGAAGAGAAGGUCGAUCCGGGCAGCUUUGGCGUUUACGCAGACAGGGAGCGGAGUCAAGACAGCAUGACGAUUCAAGGCAGUCCUGGUCUGAUGGAUGUUUCCCGGUUUAUCACGCUGCCUCCACCAUAUCCACGACACUAUCCUGCAGUGAACAACUCUCAUCCUCAACUCUCAACUUAUCGACUCACAGUCAGGAGCCUUUCCGACUUGAGCGAGAUCAAAUCCCGUAAGGCUCGCCAUCAGAUCAGCAUCGAAGCACUUCGAAAUGAACAUAAACAGAAAAUCGGAGACAGUCGCCAGCAUUUCAAGAACAACAUACAGGCGCAGAUUGCAGAGGGUUCGAUCUCGUAUGCAGAAGCUGCCGAAGCCGAAGCCGCGCUGAGAGUUGAGGAGCAAAGCGCCAAUAAAAAGUGUCUUCAGGCUGAAUUUGACACUUUACAGGACGUGGUAAUCAACCCACUGCAUGAUAUGCUCAACGAUCGCCUCGUCCAGCUCAAUACCUCGAUCGACGAGCUUUCGUCUAAAAUCUUGACCGACGCCGCCGAACACAACCCCGACCGUCCACAGGAAGAAGGCGAUGAUACGCCCGAACUCCUUGAAUAUUUGACACAGCUGAAGUGGCUGUUUGAGACACGCGAGACGGUUCACAAGGAGAUUUUUGAUUUGUUGACCGAGCGCAACGAAAAGUACAAGGAGAUUGUCGUAUUGCCUUAUCGUCAAGCCAACAACAAUGAGAAAGCUCGGGAAACGGAGGCUUUCUUCGCUCGUGACAAUGCUGAGCGGAGACGUGUGUUCUGCGAAGAGAGUAUGCAGCGGCACCAACAGCUGUAUCAAAUUGUCGAGGAUAACGUUGAGACGGGUGUCGAAAUGCAGAGUUCGGCUUUCUGGGACAUUGCCCCUGCCUUGGUGGACCUGUUGCAAAAGCUGUCUGCUCAAGGCGACGUGGAACACUGGGACCGUCUCGCGAUUUCGGAGCAGGAGUAUCUGGAAAAUCCGAGUUACCACCGCUUCCCGCAACAAUAUCUCUAUACCCUCCUGGAUCACGCCGAGAAAAGCAGCUACCAGUUCAUUGAGGGGCAGGUGAAUUUACAUUGUCUGCUCCACGAGGUCAAGAACGGGAGACUGAUCGCAGAAUGUCGGAAAGCAGAGGUCGAUGGCCAAAAUCCGGCUGAUUGGGAAGAACAUAGGAUGCAGCAGGAAGCGAUUUUGACGACCGAGCUCAAACAAAAGGUUGGCAUCAUCGAGGAGCAGUGGGCGGAUGCGCUGGGAAAUGCCUUGCAGGAGGCAAAGGAGAAGAUUCAAUCAUGGCUGCAGGUAAUGGGCGGUUGGGAAGAUAUGGAGAAUGCGAAUGCUGAAUGA